UCACGGAACGGACUGAUCAAUUAGUCACUUAUAUAUACAUAUAUAUAUAUAAUAAUCUUUUCCUUCUUCGUUCAGUAAUUCUCAUACUAGUUCUCAUACUAACUCAGUACACUUCUGUUCCUAUACUUACCCUUACCCAAUGACACUUAAAACAAUAUACAUAGCCAGACAUGGGUAUCGAUCCAAUUGGUUACCAGAACCUCAUCCUCCCAGUCCUACAGGAAUUCAUAGUGAUCCACCAUUAGCAGCUCAUGGAGUUGAACAAGCUAAACAAUUGGCAGGAUAUUUACAUUCUUUACCAAGUUUAGAACAACCUCAAUUUUUAAUAUCUUCACCAUUUUAUAGAUGUGUAGAAACUUGUCAACCCAUUGCUCAAAUGUUAUCAUUAAAAGUAGUUCUUGAAAGAGGAGUUGGGGAAUGGUAUCGAAAGAAAAGGAGAGUAAUUCCAACUCCAGCUAAUUAUGAUGUUUUACAUCAAUUUUUUCAUGAAAUAUUAGUUGAAGAAUCAGAAUGGCCUCGUGAUGAAACUGUAGGAGUUAUACCUUCACUUGAUGGUGAAACUCCUUCAGAUAUAUUUGAUCGUGCAUCAUUAUUUUGGUCUAAAUUUAUACCUAUAUUUGAAUCAAAAUAUCCUCAAAUAGAUACUAUAUUAAUUGUUACUCAUGCAGCUACAAAGAUUGCCUUGGGAAAUUCUUUAUUAGAUUUAAAAAGUGUUCAUGAUUCAAUUGAUGAACAUGGAACUAAAUUAAGAGCAGGGGCAUGUUCUUUAGAUAAAUAUAUUAGAAGCAAUGAAAAUUCAUGGAUUAAUAAAAUGAAUGGUAAUUGUACAUUUUUAACUAAAGGAGAAGAAAUGCAUUGGGAUUUCCUGUCGACUGUAGAAGCUGGAUCAGAUGAAGAUAUUAGACUUCGUAAAGAACGAGAAGAAUUAGAGAAGAAGAAACAACAACAACUGCAACAACAACGAGAAACAACUCCUGUGACAGAUAUUGCUAGUGGGAAUGAAGGGAUUUCCAAUGAAGAUUUUGAAGUAAGUAAAAUUUAGAGAAAUAUACUAUUUAUUUUUAUUUUGAUUAACUAACUAAUUUGUAAUUUUCUUAGGAUAUAUAUGUGACGGUAGAUAUACCGAUGAUUGGGAAAUCUUCGGUUGGGUAUGAUGAUUCUAGUACUAGUAAUGAUCUUAGUAGACACCAUAAUAAAGGUGGUAAUGCUAAUGCUACUAGUAGUGGUAGUAAUAGUAGUAGUAAUAGUAAUA
This is a messenger RNA of Scheffersomyces amazonensis, 1252 nucleotides long. Its product is annotated as transcription factor TFIIIC subunit. The transcript has a single exon. NCBI's taxonomy places the organism in Eukaryota, Fungi, Ascomycota, Pichiomycetes, Serinales, Debaryomycetaceae. The coding region runs from base 140 to 1042 and encodes 300 amino acids. The record is from RefSeq and is a predicted model, not a curated record.